Medicago truncatula (barrel medic) is the source of this 2217-nucleotide messenger RNA. Its product is annotated as exocyst complex component EXO70H1. The record is from RefSeq and is a predicted model, not a curated record. Lineage: Eukaryota; Viridiplantae; Streptophyta; Magnoliopsida; Fabales; Fabaceae. The coding region runs from base 112 to 1878 and encodes 588 amino acids. Gene Ontology annotation, cellular component: exocyst. Gene Ontology annotation, biological process: exocytosis. The transcript has a single exon. Gene Ontology annotation, molecular function: phosphatidylinositol-4,5-bisphosphate binding.
AAAAACCCUUCAACCCCCAACACUCCAAACUAGAAAAAAGCACUUCACAAACUCAACUUUAAAACCUCAACAAACACAUUAAUUAAUCACACACAAAUAAACCCUUCAAUAAUGUCUAAACCUAGAAACUUCUUUUUCUUCAAACCAUCACCACCCAAAUCAUCAUCACCGUUACCAUCACCACAAAACAAAACAUUCUCAGACGCAAUAGUUGAUGAAAACAUAGAAACCGCACGCACUCUUAUAACCAAAUGGAACACUGUCUCUACUUCUUCUAACCAUUCUAAUUCUCUUUUCACCAACACUCGUCAAGAAGCCAAACGCUAUCUUAAAGCCGUUAAGAGUCUACAAUCCGCUAUGAUGUACCUCGUCGCACGUGAUUCCACCUCCAAAAAACUCGUUGAAGCUCAAUCCUUAAUGCAACUCGCCAUAAAGAAACUCGAAAAUGAAUUUUAUGGAAUAUUAUCACAGAAUAGAGACCGAUUCGACUCUGAAUCGAUCUCUUUUCGUUCUUCCACUGAUCGUCGGAGUAGUUCUUCUGACGAGGAAUUCUCCGACGACGACGGCUCAUCACUCGCAGCAGACUCAGUAUCUAUGUCUGCUGUUGCUGAUUUGAAAGCUAUUGCAGAGUGUAUGAUUUUCACCGGUUACAGUAAAGAAUGUGUGAAUAUUUACUUAAUCGUGAGAAAAUCUAUUAUGGAUGAAGCUUUGUACAAUCUCGGAGUUGAGAAUUUGAGUUUUUCUCAAAUUCAGAAAAUGGACUGGGAAAUGCUUGAAUAUAAAAUGAAGUGUUGGUUAAACGCCGUCAAAGUCGCCGUUAACACUCUGUUUCACGGCGAGAGAAUACUCUGCAAUUAUAUUUUCGAUUCGCCGGAGAAGAACAACAUCGGAGAAUCGUGUUUCGCUGAUAUUUGCAGAGAAAGCGCAUUAAUGCUGUUUGCAUUCCCGGAAAACGUGGCAAAAUGCAAGAAAACUCCGGAGAAAAUGUUCAGAACGCUUGAUUUAUACGAAGCGAUUUCAGAAAAUUGGAAUCAAAUUGAAUCAAUUUUUUCGUCGGAAUCAAACUCACCGAUCAGAUCGCAAGUCGUUGCUUCACAGGUUAGACUCGGUGAAACGGUUAGAACAAUGUUAACCGAUUUUGAAUCGGCGAUUCAGAAGGAAUCUUCGAAGAUUCCGGUACCAGGCGGAGGAAUCCAUCCUCUCACACGCUAUGUCAUGAACUACAUCGCACUUCUCGCCGAUUACAGCGAAGCAAUCGGCGAUAUAGUUUCCGAUUGGCCACAAACUCCGGUACCGGAAUCUUACUACAAAAGUCCAAUUCACGACGAGGAUAAUCCACCGUCGGAGAUAGCGAAACGGUUAUCGUGGUUGAUUCUGGUGGUUCUCUGCAAACUCGACGGUAAAGCUGAGUUUUACAAAGACGUUGCACUUUCGUAUCUUUUUCUCGCGAAUAACAUGCAAUACGUCGUCGUAAAGGUUCGUAAAUCGAAUCUAAGGUUUAUUCUCGGCGAGGAUUGGUUAUUGAAACACGAAAUGAAGGUUAAAGAGUAUGUUACGAAGUACGAACGCAUGGCGUGGAGUAAGGUUCUAUCGUCGAUUCCGGAAAAUCCAACGGUGGAGAAAGCAAGCGAAAAUUUUCAGGGUUUCAAUGUGGAAUUCGAUGAAGCGUUUAGAAUGCAAUAUUUGUGGGUUGUACCCGACCUGGAACUGCGAAAUGAAAUUAAAGAGUCGUUGGUUUCGAAGAUUGUUUUUAAGUAUAGGGAAUUUUAUGUGAAGUUUCGGGUCGGGUUGGACUCGGUGAUAAGAUAUUCGCCCGAAGAUUUGAAGGAGUAUCUAUCCGAAAUUUUGCGUGGACCCGAUGGGGUCAAAGAUUCUUGAAGUUGGAGGACCUGCCGGCAAUAAUGGGGCCCACUUUGUGAUUUGUUUUUAAAGUAUUUUGGUUAACCGUGAAGACAAGAAAAUGGGGCAAAUAUCCAACGACAAGAACAAUGAUUUAUCAAUAUGCUGUUUCUUGGUUGUGUAUAGUGGGAGUAGCUUGGGUGCAUAUGCAUUUGGUUGGAAUCAACGUAAGUAUACAGAUUUAGAAUUAGAUCAUUGAUGGAAUCCAGAUACAGGAGUAGGAAAAUGAUAAAAGGACAUGUACAUUUCUAUAGUGUAAUAUACGGUAGUUAAGUUUAUUGCAAUUACCAUAAUAUAUACUAUCAUUCAUUUUCACAA